AGGUAAAGCAAGCGACAUUUCAAUGUUCGGUCUCAAGGAAACAAUUUUCUUCUCUUUGGCAGUUUUGUGCUUUGUUGAGGCGGCGAAACGGAAUGCUCAAUGCGACCUGGUUUGUCAGAGAAAAAUGACAAUCGAAUGUUGCGAAUGCAUCGGGUGUCAUCAGGGAAUGCGAUUUGGAAAACGAUCACAGCCAUUCAGCACUCCAGAACUUGAAGAAGCAGUUAUCGCUGCCAAUGAGUUGACUGGGAUCGAACAAGCUAUCGUCGAGCUGGAGCUCGAGCUUGCUGCCAGAGUCCCACCGCGUCGACUUCUCGAGAAGUACAUUCACUGAUUUCUUCUUUCCACUUCAUGCCCUCCGCUCGCUUCUGAAUAAAUGCAUCUCUAGUAAUGAAUUAUCUGUUUUUUCCCUCAAAAUCCGAAAAUUGUGAUAGCUCCCCUGGCAUAGACUUUAUUCAAAUAAAAAUUUGAAUACGUU
This is a messenger RNA of Caenorhabditis elegans, 475 nucleotides long. It is a transcript of the gene nssp-81, whose product is annotated as neuronal small secreted protein. Lineage: Eukaryota; Metazoa; Nematoda; Chromadorea; Rhabditida; Rhabditidae. The record is from RefSeq and is marked reviewed.